Messenger RNA from Cyprinus carpio (common carp), 884 nucleotides. RefSeq names its product nuclear receptor 2C2-associated protein. Lineage: Eukaryota; Metazoa; Chordata; Actinopteri; Cypriniformes; Cyprinidae. The transcript has 6 exons. The record is from RefSeq and is a predicted model, not a curated record. Bases 111 to 548 code for a protein of 145 amino acids.
GAGUGACACUGACAUCUAGAUGCAGAGAAGCAUAUUACACUUGCCCUUACUGUCGUGAAAUCACGCGUGUUUCCACUUGCCCACAGUUCAGAGGUCGUUCAGAACAGAAGAUGGCAGAGUCAUUGAUUUGUAACAACACGCAAAGCAGGGUGAGUUCUGUGCUGAACAGAGAUGUCAGACAGUUCGGAAAGAAGUUCAUGUUUGAUUCCAACGAGGAGACCUGCUGGAAUUCUGACCAGGGUGAAUCCCAGUGGGUAGUCUUGGAGUUUCCACAGCCUGUGAAAGUGUCAGAGCUCAGGCUACAGUUCCAAGGAGGAUUUUCAGGGAAAUCUUGCAAAUUAGAAGUGAGUCAUUUGAAUCAUAUUAAACAGAUUCCUUCAAAAACUAUGAUUCAUUUAAGUACCAAACAAGUGACUGCCUUAAUUGGGUUCUGCAAAAGAAAAGGAUCUCAAACAUAUUGUAGACUUCUAUCCAGAGGACAACAACUGUCUACAAAGUUUUCCCAUUCAAGAUCCCCCUUUGGUUCAGAGGCUGAAAAUAGUGUUUGAAAACAGUGCUGACUUUUUUGGAAGAAUAAUUGUUUACACAUUAGAAAUCCUGGGGGAAAGGGUUUUGUAAUGUUUUGAGAAAAAGGACAAAGAGGAAGUAUGAAGAGGCGGGAAUGCCAACCAACCCCCCCACCCUUCCUUUCACCCCUGGAUGUGGAAUUUAUUCCCACCUACUCACAGGAAAAGCAUAAACUGAUGUUACUUUGGAUUUCAUUUCAUUGUUUCUACAGAGCCUCUAUGGAUUAUAUUCACAUGUCUUUUCCGAUCAACACAAAUGAACUGCAUGUCUGUAAAAGCGUUUUUAAUAAAAAAAAAUACAAAAAAAAUACAAAAACA